UUUGGAGCAUGCCUCGCACUCGUCUUGGCUCUCUGUGCUCAUGGAUUGACGCCAUCUUCGCCGUCGACGGGGCCCGUCGUGGAUGAGCUGGCCAGACUGGCUGGGGUGCCCAAGGCCUGGGGGCGUCCAACUCUUGUUGUCAUCGCAGUGUCGUACAGUUUCCGCCUUCUCGGAUUGAACUCUUUACGUGCAACACAACGCUUCAACGCUCCGGCAAGCCUCUUGUGCUUGGAUGAGCAAACUGUCGGCUGGUUACAGCAAUACAACAUAUCGUGUCCCCUUGUUGUUCUUGACGAUGAGCCGUUUGUGCCCACCGAUACAAACAUUCACUCGAAUAAAAAGCGUGCCGAGCAGCUAUCUCGCCUGUGGGCUCUUCGCAUGCAUGUCGUGGCUGGCCUUCUUGCUCGCAACAUUGACGUCUUUGUCCUUGAUGCAGAUGCCGUCUGGAAUCAAGACGUGCUUGCCUAUCUGGCCGGAAUUCGUCGACUCUAUGCCCCUGAGAUUGGGCAUGAGCAAGGCCCUGAUAUCGUCGGGCAACGCGGCUCAUUCCCACAAGCUUUGGGUGAAGCGACCCUGGGCAGUACGCUCUGUGGUGGGAUGAUUUUUUUUCGUGCAUCGCCAGCCGUGGCUCAGCUCUUCGAUGUCAUUGCACAUCACAUGGACAUGUUCGAGUACGAUGAUCAGGUGGCGGUGAAUGCGCUCCUGUUUCAAGCAGCAGGAGGGCAGCAGCUAGCCCCUUUGCGAAAGCAUAAGCAUAACGCCAUGCCCAUACCAGAUCAUUGGAUUUGGCUCACACCUUCAGAAAACCAGGACCUGAGUCCCACCGCGUUGCAUUUAAAUUAUGUCGACUCUCGUCAGCUGGCCCUUGCUCGGGUAAUUCCGAGCUCGGCUAAGUUGGGCCAUGAAAUUGUCAUGCGGCUUCAAGCCAACAUCACCGUGGGGUAUCUGCCGCAUUCGGCCUUCCCGCGCCGAUGCCCGACUGAAAUCAACUCUGAUGAGCUUGUGGCCAUCCACUGCUUUGGCGAUACUUCAUCGUCACGCUAUAACCGACUCGUCGCACUUGACCUCUGGUUUCUUGAUUCAUCGCCAUAACAUGCAAAUGACAAGACAUUUAAAAUUUUUACGAUUGACUCGCGCGUGUAUACGAGGAAUCGAGCUGAUAGACUUGAUGAUCCAAUUGGACACAACCUUG
Molecule: messenger RNA, 1192 nt
Organism: Monosiga brevicollis MX1
Lineage: Eukaryota; Choanoflagellata; Craspedida; Salpingoecidae
Exons: 8
Coding region: 379-1092 (237 amino acids)
Source: RefSeq, a predicted model, not a curated record